GUCUUUGCCCAGUCCUUUUGGUCGCGUACGCCAGCUCAUCAGUAGGAUUCAAGAUGGAGGAUCUGGAGUCGUAUAGUGACCAUUUGCUGUUCAACAAGAGGCAACUUGGACCCAUAGGCUCUACUGCGGUGACACCAUAUGUUGUGGCACUUGUGAUAGCAAAGUUUCUCCACGCCUUUGGAUUAUUUGUCGCAUAUGAACAACUGAAGGUCUUCCAUAUUGCACAGUUUCUAUUUAUUGUAAGAUUAUGUUCCUCAGUAGUUUUUGUAAUUCUACAAAAGCCAAUUUCAUCAGGAAAAAAGAUCACUUCAAAUCAGUGGUACAGAAUAGGGAAACACGCUGUGAUAUCUACUGUUAUAGCGCUGAUAUGGCUACAGGGUCUAACUUUAUGUGGGGCACUCAGAACAAUCUUAGUAUUUGAGCACAGCGAUCUAGUGGUACUUGGAGCACUUGGGGUACUGUUUCACACUGGUGUGUCAGGGCCUUCAAAGGUGCGGGGGUCAAUGCUCUUGUUUCUGGGCUUUAUUACUCUGUUACUAUUUGACAAUGAUAAACCACUUAUUCACAAACAUCCUGAAGGACAACAUGGAAACCCAUGGAUGCACUAUUACAACCAUGUGUUAUCUGUGCUUGGCCUCCCUGAUCACAAGGGUGGACUCAUCCUCCUAAUAAUGGCAUUGCUAUGUAAUGUUGCACAUGGAACAUUAUCAAGAAAACUAGCUGUUGAAAUAGGAGGUGCAAAGAGACUGACAGCUCUAUCCACUGCAAUAGGAACAAUAAUAGCCUUGCCUCUUGCAUUAAUAGCGUAUUUUACCCAGGAAAGCACCAUUGACUGGUUCAGUUCCCUAAUUCCUCUAUUCCUGGUCAUCUUCUUUGUCUUCAUCCUGGACUUCUACAUACAGAGCUUCUGCCUGGCCAAGCUAGAAGGACCUCUAACAGGCAAAGUCAGUUCCAUGGCUUCCUUCUUCUCGGCAGUUGUGAUUGCGUUGCUAUGGGACCAACCAUGGGCGUUUUCCAUGCAUGAGUGGCACCAUGGGGAAAAAUCCGGAGACAAGCAUUUGGUAUCUGGGGGAACAGCGUUUGCUGCUUUGUUCUUUAUUCUUGCAACGCGCCUACUGUCUCGUCCCAGCCCCAGGUCAGCCACACGAGGCAACCUUAUUGGCUACACAACUGGCGGUCUUCCAAUAUAUAAUUUCCAGACACCUCAGUCCAUUCUCUCCACUUUUCGGAGUUUUAUGAGACAGACGCUUGAAGAGUCUGAGUCAAGACAGAUUUUCUACUUUCUUUGCCUUAAUCUGAUGUUCACUGGUGUUGAACUACUCUAUGGCGUCUGGACUAACAGCUUGGGGCUGAUCUCUGACGGCUUCCACAUGCUAUUCGACUGCACAGCACUUGUUCUUGGGCUGUGCGCUUCAUUGAUGUCACGGUGGAAAGCUUCACGAACCUUCUCAUAUGGGUUUGGCCGUGUUGAGAUACUUUCUGGAUUCGUGAAUGGAAUCUUCCUUGUGGUGAUUGCGUUCUUCGUGUUUUUGGCGGCCGUGCAAAGAUUAUUUGACCCACCAAAAGUCAGCACUGAACGACUCUUGGCCGUGUCUGUGGGUGGUCUUCUUGUGAACCUCGUCGGUAUUUUGGCAUUCCGUCAUGCCCAUGCGCAUGCUCAUGGAGGAGGAGGCAGCUGUGGUGGUGGCGGCGGCUCACAUGGUCACGGACAUAGUCACACACAUGGUCACGGUCACUCACAUGACCAUCACCCCUCCACUCACCCGGAUAGAAGUGUAAAUAUGCAAGGCGUGUUCCUCCACGUGGUUGCAGACACCCUUGGCAGUGUAGGGGUCAUCGCAUCUUCUAUACUCAUCGACCAAUUUGGCCUUUUCAUCGCCGACCCAGUUUGCUCUCUUUUCAUCGCCUCGCUCAUCUUUUUAAGCGUAUUACCGCUGCUCAAGGAAUCUUCCCUCGUGCUGCUUCAACGUACUCCCCUGGACAUGGAGAAGUCUCUUACAGGCGCUCUCAAUAAGAUCUUAUCAUUUGACGGGGUGCUUUCGUUUCGAGAUCAUCACUUCUGGCAGCACUCAGAGUCUGUUGUGUGUGGCACAAUACACGUCCAAGUCGCACCUUCAGCCAGCGAGCAGAAGAUCAUUCAACAGGUAACAUCAUUAUUCAAAGAAUACGGAGUCAACAAUUUAUCUGUCCAAGUAGAGAAAGAGGCAUUUUUCCAUCAUGUGUCGGCAUUAUCGGCAGGCUACAAGUCAGUCUUGGCAUUAAAACAAGGACUAGAAAUCGGACAACCUCCGUCAGACCCGGACUAUGGAAUUAUCAAAUCUAUAUGAUUUCCAAAAUGGAAAUGAAAUUGUUGAGUUACUUUGGGAGUUUGAGUUACUAGGUCCCUUACACCAGUUUUCCAUUCGGACAAAGCCGAACUACACAGAGGUUACGGUACAAAAGGGAUAUUACCUCCCCUUUUGUACAUAUCAUUUUACUAGGAAAAUUUGGGCUUUAAUUACUGUAAAAUCUUUUUUUCUUUCAAAACAAUAUAAUAUAUUCAUGAUAAUAUUAGUAACAAUAUUAUAUUUAAUAUGAUUUUUAAAUAUAAUAUUAAAUUAAAUAUUAAUAUUAAAAUAUUACCAUGAAUUUAUAUGGAUUUUUUUUUCUCAUUUUCUAAUGAAACGUUUUUGUGCAACAGUCACGGACGGUCCCGGGCCAUCGCGAAUGUAUUGAAUUUUUACAGAAAAUACUUGUAAUUUUUUUUUUUGUUAUAAAGACGAUAAAAUAUACAAUUAUCAUUAGUAUUUUGGUCUAUUUAUACCUCAAUAAGUUUUAGUGUUGAGUAAAAAAAGAGUUCAUAUCGCUACAACGAACAAUGAUAAUUAAGACCCCCCGCAGGGGUUCGCCUUUUAUACCGGAACCUCGUGUUUAAGAUACAGGCUGCAACUUGGGCUAAACAUGAUUUGGUUUUUGUUCGUUAGUUAAAUCUGGGUGCUCUUUUGUGUAAACCCAGACCUGUAGCAGGCUUUGAGUUAUUGGGGGGCACAAUCCAAGAACAUCAAGAAAAUAUUUGGGACACAGCCACUCCCCUACUGGUCAUUUCCUUAUUUAUUUCUUUUGGGGACACGUGCCCCCAGUGCCCCUCUCUUGCUACGACCCCGAAAACGUAUCAUCAGCUAAUAAGCAUUCUUUGAGUCUUGAGAAAGGUAGAUGAUUCAUUUUCAUACCCGGGAUGUCACAUUCGAAAACCCAAUACAAAGUAUGAUUUUCCUGCUUGCAGUCGGUACUCGGUAAGGAAAGCCCUCUCGGUUCGGUGAUCGGGCGCCAUCUUGUAUUAUAAGCCGCGUGGUUCCUGGGAGCGAGCGCAAAAACGGACGCAGGGCAGGGGGGAGAGAAAGGAGAGGUUUUUUUCUCCAUUCUCUCUUCUCUCCCCCCUGCCCUGCGUCCGUUUUUGCGCUCGCCCCCAGGAACCACGGAGAGGGUUUUCCGCACCGAGUACCGCCUGCAAGCAGGCUAAGUAUGAUGGUCUACUUAAAUCUUCACAGGACACCUUCCCGUCGACGCAAUAAGUAUACAAUUUUACGUGUUAUUGCCAAAUAUUAGUCGUCAAAACUCCUUGAUAUGGGAUCGAAUAUCACCAAUUUCUCAACUGCUCACCAAUGACAACACAGCAUAAAGGGAAAAAAACAUGAGAUUAUUUAUUUUGUCUUAUUAUUACUUAGAGCAAACUUUCUUCGAUAUAUGCUUUGAUAUCCACAACCAGAUUUGUUUAUAUGGAUGAGAUAUCAAAAGUGUGGUAUUGACGCUAGAAGAUUGUAAAUAAUCAUUAUAACUGUAAAAUAUUAGAAUUAAAUUAAAGUAGUGUUCUCCGA
Molecule: messenger RNA, 3854 nt
Organism: Nematostella vectensis (starlet sea anemone)
Lineage: Eukaryota; Metazoa; Cnidaria; Anthozoa; Actiniaria; Edwardsiidae
Product: zinc transporter 5
Exons: 17
Coding region: 54-2327 (757 amino acids)
Biological process (GO): transmembrane transport; zinc ion transport; intracellular zinc ion homeostasis
Cellular component (GO): membrane; Golgi apparatus
Molecular function (GO): zinc ion transmembrane transporter activity
Source: RefSeq, a predicted model, not a curated record